UGUUGUGUUUGCUUUUUCGUUGCCAACAAAAUAUCAACGCAUUUGAACUUUCUCUAAUAAAAAUAAGAAACAAAACAGAACCAUUAACCAACUUAAAUUAUGGGUAAUGUGGCAAGUGGCAAAAGAGAAUCGGAUAAUUUGUAUACACCAGAGGAACUGAGAAUACUAGAGACCGCCUAUCGCAAUGCAUCUGGAGGACCAUUGGAGAAAUUAACCUCGGAGCGUCUUGUGGAAACAUGGUCACAAACAAUUGAACGCUCGUUAGCUGAAGCCACGGCUCAAUUUUUGUUUACGCCCACAAAGCCGGGCCAGCAAUGCAUCAAUAUACACUUGAAAAAAUUUGGCGAGCCCUUCUAUAUUAUGGAGCGUGGCAACAUGGAGCACAAAAUGCAAAUGCUGCUUGCCAGUUUGCCCAAGGGUUCCAGCGAUAGCUUUAAUAUAAAGCAAUUGGAGCAGUAUAUACACUCUGUUAUCAAGAGCUAUGUGCAUUUGGAAAGCACCUCAAAGGGUUCGCAUAUCAAGGAUUGGCAUGAUUUGGGCUUUAUAACCACAGAGCGUUCGGCUUGCACAUUUGCCAAGGGCUUAAUGCGUUAUCUUAGCAAGGAUCUGGAGCAUACUAUGCCCAAUGAGGCACUGGAGCGCUGGCUACACUUGACACCACAGUUCUUGCAACUCUGGCGUGAAGUCUUCACACAACUUUAUUCGCGUCAUGGCGGCAGCAAGCGCAGCAAUCAUGUCAAAGAAAUCGAAAUAUGCAUACUGCCGCAGCUGUGUGAUGCACCACAAAACAGUCACUAUCGCCCCAUUAUUGAGCUGCCACAUGUGCUCUAUAUCAAUGCUCAACUGCCGCGCGAGCUGCGUCACAAGUGGCGUUUUCUAUUCUCAUCGAAAAUCCAUGGCGAGAGCUUCUCCACUAUGCUGGGCAAAAUGUUGGACAAAGGACCAACGCUGUUCUUCAUUGAGGACGAGGAUCAGUAUAUCUUUGGUGGCUAUGCGCCCGAGUCUUGGUCGCUCAAACCUCAAUUUGCUGGCAAUGAUUCAUCGCUGCUGUAUACGCUCAGUCCGGCAAUGCGCUGCUUUAGUGCCACAGGCUACAAUGAUCAUUAUCAAUAUUUGAAUCUGAAUCAGCAAACAAUGCCCAACGGUUUGGGCAUGGGCGGCCAGUUUGAUUUCUGGGGUCUUUGGCUAGACUGCAUGUUUGGCGAGGGUCAGAGCGUGGAAAGUUGCACUACCUAUGCCGACUAUGUGCAGCUAAGCAAACGCAAACAAUUCAAAAUACGCAACAUGGAAGUUUGGGCUGUGGGCGAUUUGCCUGUUAAGGAUGACGAAGAGGGCGGCGGCGAGGGACAUAAACGCUCUGUGCUGGACAGCAAUAUGGAGGAUCGUGCCAUGUUGGAGAUUGCUGGCAAGCAAAUGCAUUCGGAUGGUCUGCGUGAGCCCGACAUGGAUGAUUGAUAUCGUUGGGCUGAGAUUUUAAUAUGUUCAAGAAUGAUUUUAGCACUAGCACGUCGUCUCGUUUGGGUGCGGAGCGUGGGCGUGGCUAUAAACUUUACACACACAAACUUAUUUACUUUAGCCUUAAUAUGGGACAACCAAUUGUUUCUCUUUUUCUGUGAACAAAACAUAUAAAUUCAAUAAGUAUUUGUUCAUUCUUUUUCAUUCCUACAAAAAUAUAUAUGU
This is a messenger RNA of Drosophila busckii, 1680 nucleotides long. RefSeq names its product MTOR-associated protein MEAK7. Lineage: Eukaryota; Metazoa; Arthropoda; Insecta; Diptera; Drosophilidae. Bases 100 to 1455 code for a protein of 451 amino acids. The record is from RefSeq and is a predicted model, not a curated record. The transcript is spliced from 8 exons.